AUGGUAGCCAAUAACUACCUAAAUGAUGGACUUCAGAACACAGAGGUUGUUGAACUCAUAGUUUUAGGAUUCACAGGAAAAAUGUUAGUUUGGUGGAAUAACUGUCUAACAGAAGAGUCUAAAGAAGACAUCAAACAUGCUGUCCAAAAAGAUGAGGAAGAGAACCCCAUCUUUGACGAACGCAUAGGAAGAGGUGUUCCCGACGGAGUCAAUACCCUGAUCUAUACAAUCAUGAAACACUUCGUAGGUAAACCUAGCAACAUCACAUCUAGGAUUUACAACCAGUUGAGUAACCUUAGAUGUAAGAACCUUGGAGAAUACCGGUGGUACGAAGACGUGUUCACCACCCGUGUCAUGCACAGAAGUGAUUGUAACUCUCCAUUUUGGAAGGAGAAGUUCAUCAAUGACUUACCCACUUUGUUUGGGCAAAAGGUCAAAGAAACCCUUGCCAGCCCCUUAGGUGUCAUAGAUUAUGAUAACCUAACCUAUGGAGACAUUUCUAGCACAAUCCAAAAUGAAGGAAUGAAGAUGUGUAGAGAUCUCAAAAUCCAGAGUCAAGCCAACAAGAGCAAAGCCAAGUACGAAAUAGGAAAUUUUUGUACCCAAUAUGGCUUACCUUCUGUCAUCCCCAAGAGAAAACACAAACACAGAGGAGAAGAGCCCUCUGAAAAACCCCAUAGAAAAAAAACAGCCUCUAAGUACUAUAGAAAACAAAAGUUCAAAACUGAUGAUUUUUAUAAGAAAGGAAAAUCCAACUCCAUAGGAAAAUUCAUACCUAAAACAUCAGGGAAAUGUUUUACGUGUGGUAAGAAAGGUCAUUUCCAAAAAGAGUGUAAAGCUAAGGCCAAAUCCCUUAUCAAUACUCUCAUCAGUGACCAAACCAGUAAGGAUGAAAUCUUUAAACUCUUAGAACUUGACCAUUCAGAAAGUGAGUCCAAUACUCGAGAGAAACACCAGCUGUAUAGGUCAUCCUCUGAAACCUCUAGAGUAUCUUCUAGCUCCUCUAGCAGCACAGAUGAAAUCCUAGCUUGUCAAGAUAGUUGUUGUAGAAACAAGACUAUCACUGUCCUUUCUAAGCAAGAAGAGUUGCUCUUAGAUCUCAUAGAACAAAUCGAAGAUCCAGUCACCAAAGCUCAAAGACUUAGUGAGUUCCACAAAACCCUAGUUAAGGAAGCCAGUACCUCCAAACUUAGGAUUUAG
This is a messenger RNA of Quercus lobata, 1200 nucleotides long. RefSeq lists its product as uncharacterized. Lineage: Eukaryota; Viridiplantae; Streptophyta; Magnoliopsida; Fagales; Fagaceae. The coding region runs from base 1 to 1200 and encodes 399 amino acids. Gene Ontology annotation, molecular function: nucleic acid binding; zinc ion binding. The record is from RefSeq and is a predicted model, not a curated record. The transcript has a single exon.